AUAUUAAUGAGUGCAUUAAUGAUAUAUGUCCUGAUAAAAGUACUUGUGUCAAUAAAUUGGGUAGUUAUGAGUGUAACUGUGCCACUGGAUAUGAAAUAAAUAGCACUGGACUCUGCAGAGAUAUUGAUGAAUGUGCUGACAAUACUCACAUUUGUUCUCAACAUUGUAUCAAUACUGAAGGAUCCUAUGACUGUUCCUGUUCUAACGGAUUUAUGCAAAGAUUUAAGUACUUUUGCUUUGAUAUCAAUGAAUGUUCUAAUUCUAACCUUCACAACUGUACUGGGAAUGAGGUGUGCCAGAAUACAGUUGGCAGCUUCUUGUGUCAGUGUAAAGAUGGAUUUACACGUAGUAGUAAUGGAUUAACUUGUAAAC
Molecule: messenger RNA, 372 nt
Organism: Amphimedon queenslandica
Lineage: Eukaryota; Metazoa; Porifera; Demospongiae; Haplosclerida; Niphatidae
Product: fibulin-5-like
Exons: 3
Molecular function (GO): calcium ion binding
Source: RefSeq, a predicted model, not a curated record